Molecule: messenger RNA, 2273 nt
Organism: Brachypodium distachyon (stiff brome)
Lineage: Eukaryota; Viridiplantae; Streptophyta; Magnoliopsida; Poales; Poaceae
Product: isoflavone 2'-hydroxylase
Exons: 3
Coding region: 204-1781 (525 amino acids)
Molecular function (GO): iron ion binding; heme binding; monooxygenase activity
Source: RefSeq, a predicted model, not a curated record
CUCUUUUUUGGUUAAUAUACUGGAGUACUAAACUUCUCCCGGAAUAAAUAACUGUUAGUCUCCCGGAGUAAAUAACUCUUAGCUAUAGGGCUCGCCUCAGUCGAUCGGAAUCUUAAUCCGGUAAACAUGAUCGAGUCUACUAAUCCCCUGCAGCUGGCAGAGCCAGCCAAGGCCACCGCCAGUUCAUUUUGCUUGAAUCCGCCAUGGAUGAUAGUACCUUGUGCGCCACCGUCUUCCUCCUCCUCCUCGUGCCACUCUUGGCACUCAUGCAAACCCUACGACGUCGCCGGCGAAGCGGAAGAAAUCCAGCUGCUCGCCGGAAGAACCUGCCGCUACCGGGACCGGCCGCCCUCCCCAUCGUCGGCCACCUGCACCUCUUCGAGAAGCCGCUGCACCGCACCCUGACCCGCCUCGCCGCGCGCCACGGCGCCGUCUUCAGCCUCCGCUUCGGGUCCCGCCUCGUGGCCGUGGUGUCCUCCGCGGCCGCCGCCGAGGAGUGCCUGGGCGGCGCGCAGGACGUGGCGUUCGCGAACCGGCCGCGGCUCCCGUCGGGGCGGAUCCUCUCUUACGACUGGUCCACCAUGGGCACCGCCAGCUACGGGCCCUACUGGCGCCACGUCCGCCGCGUCGCCGUCACGGAGCUCAUGACGGCGCACCGGGUCGAACAGUUCGCGGGCGUCCACCUCCGCGAGGCCCGGUCCAUGGCGCGCGCCCUCUUCCGCGCCGCGGGGCCGGGGCGCGUCCGCGUGGAGCUCAAGUCACGUCUGUUCGAGCUGCUCAUGAACGCCAUGAUGGGCAUGAUCUGCGAUAGAGCCUUCUACGGCGCCGGUGGGGAUGGGGAGGUGAGCGAGGAGGCAAGGUGGUUCAGGGAGAUGGUGGAGGAGACGAUGGCGCUGAGCGGCGCGUCGACGGUGUGGGACUUCCUGCCGGCGGCGCUGCGGUGGCUGGACGUGGGCGGGGUAGGGCGGCGGCUGUGGCGGCUGCGGGAGAGCCGGACCAAGUUUCUGCAGGGGCUCAUCGACGAGCAGAGGAGGAAGAAGAAGAAGGGCGAGGAGGGGCAGAGGACCAUGAUCGGGGUGCUGCUGUCGGUGCAGAGCAAGGACCCCGAGGCGUGCUCGGACGAGCUCAUCCGCUCCCUCUGCAUCAGCUCCCUAGAAGCCGGGACAAGCACAUCAGCCGAGACGAUCGAGUGGGCGAUGUCGCUCUUGCUGAACAACCCGGAAGCGAUGCUGAAAGCCCGGGACGAGAUCGACGCAUGCUGCAGCUGCAUGGCCGGCGGCGAACCCCCACGGCUGCUCGAGGCAGCCGAUCUUCCGAAGCUGAACUACCUCCGCUGCGUCAUCAUGGAGACGCUCCGGCUGUACCCGCCGGCGCCGCUGCUCGUCCCGCACGAAUCGUCCGCCGACUGCGCCGUCGCCGGGUUCCACGUCCCCAAGGGCACGAUGCUCCUCGUCAACACGUUCGCCAUCCACAGGGAUCCCGAGCUAUGGGAUCACCCGGCAAGCUUCGUUCCUGAGAGGUUUGAGGAUGGGGGAAAUGGAGGUGAUAGGAUGGUGAUACCGUUUGGCAUGGGGAGACGGCGAUGCCCGGCGGAGCACUUGGGGAUGCAGAUGGUGGGGCUCGGUCUUGGCACCAUGAUUCAGUGCUUCGACUGGGAAAGGGUGGGAGAAGAGCUCGUGGACAUGGCCGAAGGGUCUGGCCUAACCAUGCCAAAGCUUGUCCCUUUGGAGGCCUUCUACCAGCCUCGGCCGUCCAUGCUCCAUCUUCUUUCCGAGAUUUAGGCAGUGUUUUGUUGCUAAAACAUGAUGAAUAAAAUGGGUUCAAGCGAGAGGUAAAAUGACACGCCGGCGAGGAACUUUGGGUUAAACAAGUUCACCAGGGGGAACUAAAAUCUUUAUCUUUAAAACUUCUUAUAAAGAUAUACGUACGUUCAUGAUCAUCUCCACUCUAUUGAGACUAUUUUUUUAUAUCGAUAGGAAUAAAUGUAAAUGCAUCUAUCAUGAUCUUUUAACUAGCCGAUUGUUACUCCCUCCGAUCCUAAAUUGUUCUCAAAAUAUUACACGUAUCUAGAUGUUUUUUAAGAAUAGAUACAUCCAUAUUUGGUAAAUUUUGGUCAAGAAUUUAGCAUCAGAGGGAGUGCAUUUCAAAAUUUAGGAAUGUAAGGGCAAAAUAAUACGGAGCAAGUGUAAAGAUAUGUGUGUGGAGACUUGGAGUGUUGGAGUAUUAAUCAUGUGAAAUUGGACCUAUUAAUUAAGUAUGUGAAUUAUGGUUAA